CAGUCUUUCUGCUGCCUUCUCAUAAUUGGCUGAACAAGCAGUGAUGCUACAUCCACCGCUAACCUUGUCCAGGACCAAAGGGAGGAACGGUUGAGGCGCGCGCAUCAGGACGUCAAAACGCUAAUAACAGAACAGGUGGAAUUUGCAGCGUUUCUACGAUUCUCUCUCAACUGGGAACAUGUUUUCCCACACCAUGUCUGUCAGAACUGGCAAAGAAUGUCACCAAUGAAUAUCUGUCAAAGAAUUGACUGAUAACACCGCGAGUCUCUUCUUGUAGCCGCCUUGGCUAUCAGCUUCAGCUUCCGACUCCGUGUAUAGUAGCUCUCCCGUCAACUGAAAGGACGAUACACGGACCCUACUACCAUGCCUGCAGAAGUCAACGACCCUGAGAGCAUUUUGAGCUACCAGAGGGCAGAUGAGGAAGUGGUAGUGGACCAAGGAGGAACCAGCUCAGUCCUCAACAUCCACUAUGAGAAGGAGGAGCUAGAGGGCCACAGGACUCUGUUUUUGGGGGUGAGUAUGCCCAUGGGUAGACAGAGCCACCGCCACCACCGCCCCCACGGCUCACGCCACCGCAAGAAGGACAGGAGGGCAGGGAACGCUACGCAGCAGGACGAGGAGGCAGAGGGGGCCUCAGCCUCUCAUGACACUCCGUCCCAGCGUGUCCAGUUCAUUCUGGGGACAGAGGAGGAUUCUGAACAUGUGGCCCACGAGCUCUUCACUGAGCUGGACGAGAUCUGUGUCAAAGAGGGCAAGGACGCAGAGUGGAAAGAAACUGCCAGGUGGUUGAAGUUUGAGGAGGACGUGGAGGAUGGAGGAGAGAGGUGGAGUAAGCCCUAUGUGGCUACGCUGUCCCUCCACAGCCUGUUUGAGCUGCGUAGCUGCCUCAUCAACGGCAGUGUGCUGCUGGACAUGCAGGCCAACACCAUCGAGGAGAUCGCAGAUAUGGUGUUGGACCAGCAAGAGGCGUCCCAUGAGCUGGACGACAGUGUGAGGCUGAAGGUAAGGGAGGCCCUGCUGAAGAGACACCACCACCAGAACGAGAAGAAGAGGUCAGGCCAUCACCAGCUCAUCCCUGACAUGGUGCGCUCAUUUGCCGAUGCCGGACGCAAGCACUCUGAACCCCACAUGGACAAGAGCGGUCCAACUGUCUCCCCCCAGCCUCUCCCCACCAACAUAGAGGUAAAAAAUGGAGCCAACCACGACAACAGCCAAGUGGACCUUAGCAAGGUGGACAUGCACUUCAUGAAGAAGAUUCCUACAGGAGCCGAGGCCUCUAACGUCCUGGUGGGAGAGCUGGACUUCCUGGAGAGACCUGUGGUGGCCUUCGUACGCCUCUCCCCUGCCGUACUGCUCACUGGCCUCACUGAGGUCCCCAUACCCACCAGGUUCAUGUUCAUCCUCCUGGGCCCAGACGGAAAGGCUCAGCAGUACCACGAGAUUGGCCGCUCCAUGGCAACCAUCAUGACUGACGAGAUUUUCCAUGAUGUGGCAUACAAAGCUAAGGACCGCAGUGACCUGCUGGCUGGUAUAGAUGAGUUCCUGGAUCAGGUAACCGUUCUGCCCCCCGGGGAGUGGGACCCUUCCAUCCGCAUCGAGCCCCCCAAGAGUGUCCCCUCUCAGGAGAAGCGGAAAAUUCCGGGGAUGCCCAACGGUACGACCUGCCCUGUGGAAGAGGAGUUUCACGCAGAACAUCAUGGUCCUGAGCUCCAGAGAACAGGAAGAUUGUUUGGGGGUCUGAUCCUGGACAUUAAGCGGAAGGCUCCGUUCUAUCUGAGUGACUACAAAGAUGGGUUGAGUCUUCAGUGUGUUGCCUCCUUCCUCUUCCUCUAUUGCGCCUGUAUGUCCCCAGUCAUCACCUUCGGAGGCCUGCUGGGGGAGGCUACGGAAGGACGCAUUAGUGCCAUUGAGUCUCUGCUGGGAGCAUCCAUGACAGGAGUGGCCUACUCUCUGUUUGCUGGUCAGCCUCUCACCAUCCUGGGUAGCACAGGCCCUGUCCUCGUCUUUGAGAAGAUCCUCUUCAAGUUCUGCAAGGACUAUGACCUGUCCUACCUGUCUCUGAGGACCUGUAUCGGCCUGUGGACGGCCUUCCUGUGUCUCGUCCUGGUGGCCACAGAUGCCAGCUCCCUGGUCUGCUACAUCACCCGCUUCACAGAAGAAGCCUUUGCUUCCCUUAUCUGCAUCAUCUUCAUUUACGAGGCUCUGGAGAAGCUCAUCCACCUGGGGGAACACUACCCCAUCAACACCCACAGCGACCUGGACAAGCUCACACUGGCAUACUGUCGGUGUGCAGAGCCUGAUAACCCCAGUAAUACAACCCUGGAGCUAUGGAGUCAGAAAAACAUCACUGCUUCUGCUGUGCCUUGGGCCAACCUUACUGUCAAGGAGUGCAUAGGUCUGCAGGGCCACUUUGUGGGUACAGCUUGUGGACACCAUGGCCCCUACACCCCUGACGUACUCUUCUGGUCGGCCAUCCUCUUCUUCGCCACUGUCUUCAUGUCAGCGUUCCUCAAAGAGUGUAAGACCAGCCGCUAUUUCCCCACCAGGGUGCGGUCCAUGAUCAGUGACUUUGCGGUCUUUAUCACCAUUGUAUUUAUGGUCAUGCUUGACUUCCUGAUUGGAAUCCCCUCGCAGAAGCUGCAGGUGCCCAGCAACUUUAAGCCCACCCGAGAUGACCGUGGUUGGUUGAUCAACCCGAUAGGUCGAAACCCGUGGUGGACGGUCCUGGCUGCCUCUAUCCCUGCUCUGCUCUGCACCAUCCUCAUCUUCAUGGACCAACAGAUCACCGCUGUCAUCAUCAACCGCAAGGAGCAUAAACUACUGAAGGGCUGUGGCUAUCACCUGGACCUUCUGAUGGUGGGGGUGAUGCUGGCUGUGUGCUCCAUUAUGGGCCUGCCCUGGUUCGUGGCAGCCACCGUGCUCUCCAUCUCCCACGUCAACAGCCUGAAACUGGAGUCAGAGAGCUCGGCCCCCGGGGAACAGCCCCGCUUCCUGGGCAUCAGAGAGCAGAGGCUCACAGGCCUGGUCAUCUUCCUACUGAUGGGCCUCUCUGUCUUCAUGACUGGGGCUCUGCAGUUCAUUCCCAUGCCUGUCCUGUAUGGAGUAUUUCUCUACAUGGGAGCCUCGUCUUUGAGGGGGAUACAGUUUUUUGACCGUCUAAAGUUGUUUGGUAUGCCAGCCAAGCACCAGCCAGACUUCAUCUACCUGAGACACGUUCCCCUGAGGAAGGUGCACCUGUUCACCAUCACCCAGCUCACCUGCCUGGCCCUGCUCUGGAUCAUUAAAACCUCCAAGGCUGCCAUUGUCUUCCCCAUGAUGGUUCUGGCUCUAGUGUUCAUCCGUAAGUUGUUGGACCUUUGCUUCACUAAGAGGGAGCUGAGUUACCUGGACGACAUAAUGCCUGAGAGCAAGAAGAAACAACUGCAUGACGCCUCCAAGAAUGUUGACAUUGAGCAGGAUGAGGAGAUUCUGGGUACAGCAGUAGAGGAUAAGACCUCAGUCCAUAUCCCCAUGGAGAGCAGCAAGCUCCUGCAGUUCCCCAAAACACACGACCCCAGGUGUGACCCCUCUGACAUUAACAUAUCUGAUGAGAUGUCUAAAACCACCGUGUGGAAAUCCCUCAACGCCAACCAAAAGGACAGUCGCAUGGGGGCUGCUAAGAAGGAUUGAAAUUGAAGAUCUGGAAUAUAUAGAUCAGUGAGAGAGUGGAACCAGAUGACUACAGAGGCUGUGAGCUACACUUCAAUAAGCCAGACACAUAGGUCAUAGAGCAUUUCUAAUGCCCCCUUGUGUUUUGGCUCACACACAUCUUUAACCCAAACACCUCCUCUACAAUACCGGGACCCCAAGAUUCUCACCAGCCCCCUCCCCCCUGACACCUAACGGCUGCUCUCAUACACCCCCAACACACACACAUUCCCUCAAACAACCACAACCAUACACCCCCAACACACACACAUUCCCUCAACCAACCACAACCAUACACCCCCAACACACACACAUUCCCUCAACCAACCACAACCAUACACCCCCAACACACACACAUUCCCUCAACCAACCACAACCAUACACCCCCAACACACACACAUUCCCUCAACCAACCACAACCACAGCAACAACAAACCUUCAGAACAGCCUUGCUGUGUCUAUGAGGAUGCUCCUUCAAACCCAAACCAGGUUAUUUUCUAAAUCACAGUGGCUCUACUAGUAUGUUAUCUUUACUUUAAAGAGUUGGUCUUUUUCUUUACUGUACCAUAAGUGUGUUUUUUAUAACGUGGUGGUCUUGUCAAAUUAUUUUUUAAUUCUAAAGUAUAUUAUUGGAUCAAUAAUGUAGAGAUAUUUAACUUUGGACAUAAAAUCUGUGUCUGUUUUUGUGCAACGUACGAUAUGAUAAUAUUGCUAGAAGAGACCGUACUUCAGUUCAACCAGUGAAAUCAAUCAUUUGAUUAUGCGCUAUAAUAAUCUGUUACCUUUGUGGAUAUAUCUGUGUUAAAUAUAACUGUUCAGAUUGGAAGCUCCUGUACAGAAUGUAUGUGAUCUUCUGUUUCUGUCCAUGUGUUUUACCUCAGUCGACCUCUUUGGAAUUGGGAACUCUUGUCAGGCAGUAUGGGUAGGACCUUAAGUUUUUCCAGAUCACAUGAUCUGGGUUGUUCCUGAUCAGGUCACAUGGUCAGGAACAACGCACAGCGCCUAAGUAUGGGUAACACUGUAAAAUGUUAGAAGCCAGAGGGGAGUAGCAGUGGAGCCUAGAGCAGUACAGGACCACACCUAGAAAUUACUCACAGAAAUGGCCAGAAUACACACCUUUUGACUGUGUGGGUGCAUUUCUGAGAGAGUUUAAUAUGUGGGCAUCCAUAAUUCAUCGGCAAAACCAAACAUGCUGAAUAUGAGCAAUAAAUUAUCCCAAACGAAUGGCCCUGUGCAGAAGAUCUACCUACCACUGAAUCUACCUACACUAAACACACUUACUGGACCUGACUGUAGAUGUUUCAAUGACCUCCACGUUUUGAGGACAUUUAAUUUCAUCGAUAAACCUGUCCAUUUCUUCUCAAAAGUGCAUCAUUCCUCCUUCCUCUACUCUCUUCUGUUGAUUACUGAUCUCAGAUCUGUAAUUAUAUAAAUGAAUGAAGGAAGGAUGUAUUUGAACAGCACCCUAAUCCAGUAAAUUGGGACCACCUUCCUUACUGUGAUGUGUGCUCUUUGCUCCUAGACUAGUGCCAGUUGGGAGGCGAGAAAACAUACUGGCACAGUAUUCCUCAAUAACAUACAAUUCAUUUGUAGUUGCACAUUGUAUAGAUAUAGUAUAUAUAAUAUAUAUGUUUUAUUUUCAAGAAACUGAGUAAGAGAUUAUGUAUGACAAUAAUUUAUUACAAUAAUUUAUUUUAGAAUAUGAAUGUUAAAAACGGUCACUUUCUGUAUAUAGUGUAAUAAAUGGGACAAUGCGCUAACAGGAAGCCUAAUGAAUGCAGCACAAAAAGCAUCUAAAUACUAACGUAAUAGGAAUGACUCCACUAGAAUAUAUCCUCCCAUGUUUACAAGAUGUUUCCCGCCACUAAAUCCAACUGCCUACUACUGAGAAACUUCAGGAAUGUGUCCAACAUGAUGAUAAUUGUAAUUGUGAUGAUGAUUGUCAUGAUCGUUAUCAUUUCUAUACAUCCCCAUGACUAGUGCCAAAGUGGCUUUAAGUACAGUCUACAUGCAGUAAUAAUACCCUUACAAAGAUCAUGAGAGAUACACCAUCUUGCUUCAGAUAAAGCCAUGAUUGUUUGUCAAUAGUCAUCUUGACAUGGAUCACCCAAUGGGUCCUAUAGAUUACAUUCCUCUUUUUUCCAAACCUGAUGGAAAUACUAAUGGAUGGAAUGUAAGAAACAUUGUACUGAGGAGUAACUAGAAAACACUGUAUUGUUUUUGAUACAGUGUGGUGAUGUUUUGCCUCUGUGCGUUAUACCUCUCAACUUCCUUUUAAAUCAUCCAAUCAUUUUGUUUCUUUGUCCCAGACAACAGUAUGAAAUGGCUUUGAGAAUAAGUAAAAGUACAGUGUGACACAAACACAAUAAAAUAUGAGAAUUCAAACAAUAUAAAACAGCAACAGUCAAACACUUAAAAUAGCCAACCUUGAAAUAUACAAACCACAAAACAUACAGUGAAAGCAGAACAUACAUUUAGAGAAAGAAACCAAACUCAAAAUGUGAUUUAAAAGGCCCGGGGCAGUUAAAAAAUGGAUUUUCCUGUGUUUAUAUUUCCACAUUACUAGGUUUGAAUAAUAUUAUGAAAUUGUGAAAAUGAUGAUAAUAAACCUUUUAGUGUAAGAGCUGUUUGAAAAGACCACCAGAAAUAUCAGCCUGAUUUUGGUGGGAUGGAGUUUUAGCCUGCCUGGUGACAUUAAUAGACCAAUAAGAAAGAUAGUUUUAAACCUCUGACAAUAACAGCUAGUUUUCAGUUUUCCCUUCCCCACUCAGACCACUCCCAGACAGUCCUAGCAAAAUUCUUGCUUGAGAAAUUGCUCUUUGCUAAGUAGCUAUUUUUGUUUAUUUUUCACAAUUUUAAUUGAAAACAAUCACAGCAAGUUCCUUAAUUGACCCUUAACUAAGCCCCACCCCAGAAUGUUGGGAAAUCAAUCACAGUGCUCCAAUGGAUAGCGUGUCAAACGCAUGAAAGCCAAUGAGAGCGAUGGCAAAACUUGAGUUUCAUCAAAAUGUAGCUAAAUUGUUUCAAUGGCUAAAUAACAAUGCACCAGGGUUACUUGCUACUGUGAUUCCUGCAAUGCAGAGCCUGUUGGAGAAUUUUUUUAUCCUAAUUAUACUUUUGUUACAUUGUUUGCUAGCUCAGCUGGUUAGCUAGCUCUCAGUCUCAUUGACCACCAAACAUUGCUAACACUAGCUAGCCACUUAUUAUAACUUGUUUUCUCAAAAUGUAUGUUAGCUAGCUAAGUUAUCUAUAUUAUGAAUACAACUAUAAUCCGCUGUUGACAUCAGGAUUCGACUUGAGAUAACCAGUUAGCUCCAAAAGUAGUUAUAGUAGUAGCUUUGACUGCAUGACAGUGCAUUCAGAGCCAUCCAAUCUUCCACAAACGUAAUUGUACCAGGUUCCCGUGAAGCAAUUGUAAUGACAGUCCACCACAACAUACCCAAUAGUCUCCUGAAUAGCAAGGAUAGUUUGUGUUUAAUUUAUUGUGUAUUAAAAACACAGUUUAAGAUUGUUGUGAGUGGUUUUCUCCAGACGUUUGACUGGGGAAUGGAGCUUCCCGGGAAAAUGUUGUCAUAGGUUGCAACAGUAACCAAGGGGGGCUUAGCAAAGGGUCAAUUGUUACCUAGAAAUGAUUUGAUAUUGAGAUAAAAACGGCUGCAUUUGACCUGUAAGCAAGCAGAGCUACUGUACAUUCACAUACUGUUAGUGGAUGUGCUCUCAGAAAAGACUUGAAUAAUUCAGCAAAGCAAUCUUAAAAAUGACAUGAUUAGUUUUAUGUGAUUGAGAAAUAAAAAAAUCGAUUCAAACAAUGUGUUAUUCUAUGUAUACAGUGCCUUCAGAAAGUAUUCAUACACCUUGACUUAUUCUACAUUUUGCUGUGUUACAGCCUGAGUUCAAAAUGGAUUAAAAGUAAGUGUAAUUAAUAACUUCACCAUGCUCAAAGGGAUAUUCUAUGUCUGCUUUUAUAGAUUUUUUUUUUACCCAUCUACCAAUAGGUGCCCUUCUUUGCAAGGCAUUAGAAAACUUCCCUGUUUUUUGUGGUUGAAUUUGGGUUUGAAAUUCACUGCUUGACUGAGGGACCUUACAGAUAAUUGUUUGUGUUGAGUACAGAGAUGAGGUAGUCAUUCAAAAAUCACGUUAAACACUAUUAUUGCACAUUGAGUGAGUCCAUGAAACUUAUUAUGUGACUUGUUAAGCACAUUUUUACUCCUGAACUUAUUUAGGCUUACCAUAACAAAGGGGUUGACUACUUAAUGACUCAAGGCAUUUCAGCUUUUCAUUUUCCAUUCAUUUGUACAAUUUUGUAAAAAUUUAAUUACAGUUUGAUAUUAAGGGGUAUUGUGUGUAGGCCAGUUACACAACAUCUCAAUGUAAUCCAUUUUAAAUUCAGGCUGUGUGAAUACUUUCUGAAGGUACUGUAUGUCAGUAUGCGCUGCCCCGGCUGUUCUGUCGAGUGUGUGUGCGUUGAGACUUUGACGUUGUCCAGUGCAGUGCAGUCAGUGCCACUGUGUCCUCGUCCUCACCCUCACCCCCAGUCUCAGACUUUUUCUCUGAGAUCAUACACUUCUGGUAUUAGCUGUGUUUACCCAAUGUGAUUGAGUGUGUCCGCUCCUCUCUUCCUCCCAUCCUUUCCUACUCUCCUCUUCCCCUCCUCUUCUCCUUCCCUCCAUGUAGUGAGUAGAUGAGUCAUAGUGUACAGUGUCAGACAGUGUUUUUCUGAUAAAUACAAGAUUGGCCUUGUGUCCACAAUUAAUUUAACAGACAAGGUCAAAGAGAAAGAGAGGGAUGAGAGGAGGGGGCGGGGUGAGAGAGAAAUUAAAGAGAGGGUGAGCGAUACAGAGGGCUUAGAGAGAGAGAUUUUCAGGGAGAAAGAUGCCUUGUCUGAAAAAUAUUGAAUGCUUAGUCCAUAGCAAAAUGAUUCUAAAUGUUUUAUAUGUGUAAUGUCAUUUUUGAUUAUGGAAACAUGGGAAAUAAACCAUACAUCUCUAAAAGUA
This is a messenger RNA of Salmo salar (Atlantic salmon), 8681 nucleotides long. RefSeq names its product solute carrier family 4 member 8 (gene slc4a8). Gene Ontology annotation, cellular component: plasma membrane. Gene Ontology annotation, biological process: monoatomic anion transport; regulation of intracellular pH; bicarbonate transport. Gene Ontology annotation, molecular function: sodium:bicarbonate symporter activity; solute:inorganic anion antiporter activity; monoatomic anion transmembrane transporter activity. Lineage: Eukaryota; Metazoa; Chordata; Actinopteri; Salmoniformes; Salmonidae. The record is from RefSeq and is a predicted model, not a curated record.